UGUCGUAACUAGUUGUUUACUACAUGGAAGAAAUAAGAAGAACCAAAGAGCAGAUCACGAAAUAUUUCUAGCGAUAAUCAGAUGGUGGUGAUGUAAACACGUGAUACAUUUUUUUUUCUGACCAAAGGGACAAAAUCUAUUUUCGAAAUGGAUCAUUUCCACAUCUUCGACAACGGGAACCAAGUCCCCCCUUGGCAUAACGAUUCAAUGGAUGUGUCGAUUAAGGGUUGUUUUGUUGGCUACGACACAGUGGCCUGCAUAAGACGAAGUGUUCUAUCAGCACUUAUGAUAGUUACAUUUGUCAUGUGUUUUUUCAAAGUAGGACGUUUUCAUGCUGUACACCAUGAGCAAGUUCAUCAUUAUGUCAUUUUCUACAUGGCUCUCGUUGAGUGCAUCAUUUGUGUUGUCAAUUGGAUGCUCAGCGGACACUACCCUGAACUGGAUUUGGGUGCAACAGCCUUAAAAGUUUUGCAACUUGUUACACUGUGCCAUUUUCAUUGGAUUCAAGCUUUUAGGAUCCUUCACAGAGAAACAAUUGCAAGAAAUGUCUGGUUCCCUCUGAUGGGUAUUUUCUCAACUUAUGUGGUGGCUGUUGCAGCAAUCGGAAUCUUAGAUGUGGGACCCAGCUGGACCGAAUGCCUCAAGCCAUAUUGGGUGAUGCUCUCUGCUGCAGAUUUUUUGGGUGUUCAGCUUUUUCUGAUAGCUGGCAUCUACAUUACUCGCAAAAUCAAUGAGGUGUCCACCUUGGAAUGUGUCAAGAAAACACAGAAAAGAAAUCUUUGGGCGGUCAUAUUUGCUUUUGAAGUUUCAGCAAUCACUGGGCUUGUUUAUGAUGUCACAAUCAAAAUAAUGGGAGAUGAAAUAGUCGGCUGCAGUGGAAUAUUUGCUGAUACUCAAUUGAUUUAUUCGCCAGUCUUCUUCAUGUUUAUGAUUUUCAAAUUCUGUUUGCCAAUAUGGUCGUUGCUAGCUGUUCUCGAGCCACUUCCUACCGGAAUAUCCUAUUCAGAAAUCCUAGCAACCAGCCACAGUGGGAGUUUAUCUGGUGCAUGCGGUGGCCAUUCUGUCGGCUCACCCUAUCGAGUCCUUCGUAGUUACGUCUUUGAUGACAAUGCACAUAUUUUAGGUCUAGGCAGUUCUCCUCGCAGUCGGAGUAACAGCGGCUCUACCAACUCUGACAAUUCAGAGUUCUCUGCACGCCAUUUGUUUCACGGUCGUGUGGUGCCGACGCUCUACAUUCCUGGGCACGGACACAUUCUACCUCCAGCUCCUCGUCCGGCUGCUCAAGGAUGGAACAACCCACGUGAUUACUGGCGAUCACGUCAACGAGUCAGUUCGUCGGGCCAGUUAUCAGCCAUGGUCAGAAAUCCUUCAUUAACCAUCAUUUCAGAAGAAAUCAACAGCCUGAAUGGAUCACCUAAUCAACCACAACCUGAGCUUCAACGCACUUCGACACCGGUGUCCGAUGGCAACCGUCAAAAUUUGCUCGUCGACAUUCACAUUGCUGAAGACGAUAACGUCGAAGACGUCGAAGCGUAAACAAAAAAAUCUCCGGGAUUAUCGAAAAAUCUUUUCCACUAUUUCGUUUAUUUUCAAACCGAUUUUUGGACCGUCGAGUAUUCGUGACCCGUUUAGUCGCAAUACCUCAAGUUUUUUUAAAAAGUCAUUUAUUCUUUAGGAAAAUCAACAAGCACGUAAUAUUUUGUUCCCUCUCUCUUUCUAGACAAAUAUCUCUCAAAAUGUUGAGAGCGUUUUUUUUUCACUUUUUCAUGACAAAAACCUUGCUCAGAAUAUCGCUGUGAAUGUUACGUUACUAUCGCCGCCUUUAAAAAAAAAAACUAACGAAUUUUGUGAUACACCUUUCGUAAUGCUUCCUUGAUGCGGGAUCUUCGUGUGUUGUAUCCAGUCAAAAACCGUGAAAAACUAUAAAUAACUGUAAUAGAUUUUAAUUUCUUUUAGUUUCUUUUUUCCAGAUCUCACACGAAAACCCCCUGAAAAAUCUCUUUCCCCCAUCAUCCUAACCUUCUUGUUGACAUCGGAGGAAUCGCUGAAUACACAUGACUGUGUCUCUCA
Molecule: messenger RNA, 2070 nt
Organism: Daphnia pulex (common water flea)
Lineage: Eukaryota; Metazoa; Arthropoda; Branchiopoda; Diplostraca; Daphniidae
Exons: 5
Coding region: 148-1536 (462 amino acids)
Source: RefSeq, a predicted model, not a curated record